This is a messenger RNA of Phaedon cochleariae (mustard beetle), 1827 nucleotides long. The record is from the annotation of a GenBank genome assembly. NCBI's taxonomy places the organism in Eukaryota, Metazoa, Arthropoda, Insecta, Coleoptera, Chrysomelidae.
AUGAGUGAUAAAAAGGAACAUUUCAAGAAACAUGUAGAAAAUAAACCAAUAAGGACACCUAAAACAAUGUUGAGGCAGUCUUCAAGACUUAAGAGCGACUCAUUGGGAGCCCUAGAAGAACUGGUACAAUGCGGCAUCUGCCUGGAAAAACUGUCGGACCCCCGCAUGCUCCCUUGUCAGCAUACUUUCUGCCUGGCAUGCCUGCAAACGCUGUUGACCGCCAAAAACCUGAUCGCCAAACCGGACAUGAAAUACUCGGUUUCGCGCGACAUCAAAUCCAUCAACUGUCCGAUGUGUCAAAGGACGCACGUGCUCGAUGACGGCUUGAGGUCCUUGGAUUCUCUGCCGAAGAACUUCUAUAUCGACUCGCUGCUGAAACUGCUGGCAGAGGAUAAAACGCCUACUUCGACGCAGGCGGCCUCUGCUUCUGACUAUCGAUGCAUCAAGUGCCAAACGGUUUCCGAUGGAGAAGAACACGUUUGCCAACAUUGUAUGCAGAUUUUUUGUUCAAUUUGUUGGCAAGAACACAUCAGCGAAUUGGACUCGAAAUUAGAUGCGUUAGUUAGGCAGAUAGAUGAUUCGAAAAUGAAAUUGAAGCAUAAAUCUUACAAUUUUGCCAACCGUUGCGACCUUCUGGUAGAGACUAUCGAAACAACCAUAAAAGAAAAAAUCGAAGAGCUCAAAAAAAUGGAAGGGGUGGCAUUAGAAGAAGUAAAAUUGAUAAAAGAACAAGGAAAAGUUAUUUACGAAAUGAUUGAUGCGAGGGCGGAUUCUUUGAAAGAGAAAAUACUGGUGAAUAUAAAUGAUGCUCAAGUUAGAACAAACAAGAUAAGCACUUACAUGAACGUUCGCAAGGAAACUGCAAGACUCUUAGAAGAAAUCAACCACUACGGCGAAGGAAGAGUAAUGUUCGAUCCGGAAAAAGUAAAAAUAGAACAAGACGAAGAAGGAAUUUACAACGACAUCCUGGACAGCGACAAUCUAAAACACACCCUCGUCGAAAACCCAUACGAAAGUGUCGCGUCCAUGAUCAACUACUACAAAAACAGAUCGUUCACCCCGAAACUCAUAUGGACCAAAUGUCCUAGACCUGGCGGGGUAGCAAUACCCCCUUGGGACACCACCAAGAUCUACGUGGCAGCCACAGACACCAACCAAAUCCUCAUCCUCGACAGAUCCAAGUUCAAGCUCAUCGGCAGAAUCACUUACCCUGACAUGCUAUGCCCUACAAAUCUAGCAUUCUGCGAAACCUCAGAAGAAAUGUUCGUCACCGAUAAGUGGAAGCACUGCAUACACGUCUUCUCGAACGAGAAUGAGUACAUGCGCACUCUGAACAAACCAAAACUGAGGAGCCCCGAUGGCAUCGCAAUGGGCCCCGAUAACAAUCUCAUAGUCUGCGAUACCGGGAACAACAGGGUGGUAACCAUAGACCCUGAAUCAGGGACACUGCUCGGCACCAUAGGCACAAAUGAACUACACAUGCCUACUAGCGUUGCUGUGCACGGCACGAAUAUCAUGGUGGCCGAUACUGGCGACAACAAAAUCAAGAUUUUCAACACCAAGGGGGUUCUUCUGAGGGAAAUAGGGCGACUCGGGAGGAACAAAGGGGAGUUUAGAUCGGCCGAGGUGGUGGCUGUGGAUUGUUUAGGGUUCAUUCAUGUAGGGGAUGCUGGGAAUGCCAGGAUACAAGUUUUCCAGCCUGACGGCAGCUUGGUGAGGAUACUAGGGAGCAAAGAAGGGUUCGGGUGGAUAUCUGGGGUGUAUGUUACUCCCGAGUUGGAUAUUAUUACCACCGAUAGUCGAAGCAGAAGUCUCAGGAUAUUCUGA